Corylus avellana is the source of this 2223-nucleotide messenger RNA. It is a transcript of the gene BON1, whose product is annotated as Calcium-dependent phospholipid-binding Copine family protein. Gene Ontology annotation, molecular function: calcium-dependent phospholipid binding. NCBI's taxonomy places the organism in Eukaryota, Viridiplantae, Streptophyta, Magnoliopsida, Fagales, Betulaceae. Gene Ontology annotation, biological process: cellular response to calcium ion. Gene Ontology annotation, cellular component: plasma membrane. The record is from RefSeq and is a predicted model, not a curated record.
UGAAAAAGAAAUAAAAGAAAACACGAAUAGACCCACCAAGUGGGGGCCAUAGGAAGAAUAUAGAUUCGUUGUUUGUCUGAUAACCCAGGCAGGCAGCUGAGGCGAGUUGUUGGGCAUGGGGAAUUGCUGCUCCGACGAGGCGGGCGGAAGGACGGCCGUUGGCGGAACCGCCGCUUCUAUGGGAAACCUGAACAACGCUCCCAACGACGCCGUCGGUCACUUCCUCAAGUCUCGCGGCCACGCUCUCUUCUCUCAGAUCGAGUUAUCAUACUCUGCUUCGGACUUGCGCGAUCGAGAUGUGCUCUCCAAGAGCGAUCCCAUGGUAAUUGUUUAUACCAAAGGAAGAGAUGGGGUACUUGAAGAGCUUGGCCGCACUGAAGUAGUUCUAAAUUCGUUGAAUCCCAAGUGGAUUACAAAACAUACCAUCACUUAUCAGUUUCAUAUUGUGCAGACUUUGGUGUUUCAUGUGUAUGAUGUUGACACUCAGUUCCACAAUGUAGAUGUAAAGAUGCUUAAGCUGGAAGAGCAGCAAUUUCUUGGUGAGGGAAGUGGUGUACUGUCUCAGAUAAUCACUAAAUCAGACAGGUCAUUGACCCUAGAUCUUGUACAUAGAGAAGAAUCUAUGGGAUCAAACCGUGCGAGAAACCUUGGAAAGCUUACUGUGCAUGCUGAGGAAUGCAUUAGUUCCAAAACCACAAUGGAGAUGAUAUUUAGGUGUUCGGAUUUGGAAUCUAAGGAUCUCUUCUCAAGAAGUGGCCCCUUUUUGGUAAUAUCAAAAGUUGUGGAAAGUGGGAUCCAAAUUCCAGUUUGCAAAACGGAAGUGAUAAAGGGUGACCUCAAGCCGACUUGGAAGCCAGUAUUUUUGAAUAUUCAACAGGUUGGAAGCAAGGACAAUCCACUAGUAAUAGAGUGUUUUAACUUCAAUAGCAGUGGAAAGCAUGAUUUGAUUGGAGAAGUUCGGAAAUCUUUAGCAGAUUUGGAAAAGCUACAUUCUAGUGGGCAAGGCGAAAAUUUAUUUUUACCAACUUCUGUUGGGCAUAAUUACCAGAACAAGGUACUAAAGAGCCAGCUAUUUGUGGACAAGUUUUCCCAGAGUACAAAACACAGUUUCUUAGAUUAUUUAGCUGGGGGGUGUGAAAUGAAUUUCAUGGUGGCUAUUGAUUUCACUGCUUCAAAUGGAAAUCCCCGCCUCCCUGAUUCCUUACAUUAUAUUGAUCACUCAGGACGGCUAAAUGCAUACCAGAGAGCAAUCGUUGAAGUUGGAGAGGUGUUGCAGUUUUAUGAUUCAGACAAGCGCUUUCCUGCUUGGGGAUUUGGAGCACGACCAAUCGAUGGUCCAGUCUCUCAUUGUUUCAACUUGAACGGUAGUAGUCAUCACAGUGAGGUUGAAGGAAUCCAAGGAAUUAUGAUGGCAUAUACAAGUGCCCUCCUUAACGUUUCUCUUGCAGGGCCUACUCUUUUUGGACCUGUGAUUAGUAAUGCUGCUCUAAUUGCCAGCCACUCUCUUGCAAACAGUGGACGAAAAUACUUUGUUUUGUUAAUAAUCACGGAUGGAGUAGUAACAGAUCUUCAAGAAACCAAAGAUGCCCUUGUGAAAGCGUCUGACCUGCCAUUAUCGAUCCUUAUAGUUGGAGUUGGAGGAGCUGACUUCAAAGAAAUGGAGAUUCUAGAUGCAGAUAAGGGAGAGAGACUUGAAAGCUCAACCGGACGUGUUGCUUCGCGUGAUAUAGUCCAGUUUGUUCCGUUCCGGGAUGUACAGAGUGGAGAGAUUUCAGUUGUUCAAGCACUUCUUGCAGAAUUACCGACGCAAUUUUUAACCUACAUGCGGACCAGAGAAAUCCAACCAAUUUCAUGAGAAUGUAAAGAAUUGUACAUAAUGAAAUCAAAUUUUCUAUAAUUGGUUCACCUUCGUUUCGGCCACCUUGGUUUUUCAGGUUUUUAAUGGGUGGCCUCAUUAGAGGGGGUAUAUUCUAUCGCAUCAUCACAUCUGCUCCAAAGAUUCAUUACAAAGCCCUUUUGUCCGUUAGCUGUAGACGGCUGCACAUUCCUUAGUCAAAUUAUAGAGGCUUGUCUACAGAAACUACUGGCUUGACCGCUCAAAGGCUCAAAGCAGUUCCUUUUUUUUCUGGGUUGGAACCUCAAAAUAAGCGUAGUUGAGCAACAAUUGUAUCUUUCCAAGACACUACUUGAAUGAUAAUGGAGAAGAAUGAGUUUUAGAAUGCA